CAGGGUCCGGAGGAGCAAUGGUCACCCGGGAUCGAGCUGAGAAUAGGGACGGCCCCAAGAUGCUGAAGCCGCUUGUGGAGAAGCGGCGCCGGGACCGCAUCAACCGCAGCCUGGAAGAGCUGAGGCUGCUUCUGCUGGAGCGGACCCGGGACCAGAACCUCCGGAACCCGAAGCUGGAGAAAGCGGAGAUACUGGAGUUCGCCGUGGGCUACUUGAGGGAGCGAAGCCGGGUGGAGCCCCCGGGGGUUCCCCGGUCCCCAGUCCAGGACGCCGAGGCGCUCGCCAGCUGCUACUUGUCCGGUUUCCGCGAGUGCCUGCUUCGCUUGGCGGCCUUCGCGCACGACGCCAGCCCGGCCGCCCGCGCCCAGCUCUUCUCCGCGCUGCACGGCUACCUGCGCCCCAAACCGCCCCGGCCCAAGCCGGUAGAGCCGAGGCCUCCAGCGCCGCGCCCAUCCCUGGACCCCGCCGCACCGGCCCUUGGCCCCGCGCUGCACCAGCGCCCCCCAGUGCACCAGGGCCCCCCUAGCCCGCGCUGCGCAUGGUCCCCAUCCCUCUGCUCCCCGCGCGCCGGGGAUUCUGGCGCGCCGGCGCCGCUCACCGGACUGCUGCCGCCGCCACCGCCGCCUCACAGACAAGACGGGGCGCCCAAGGCCCCGCCGCCCCCGCCGCCCGCUUUCUGGAGACCUUGGCCCUGAGCCUUGGGGGUUGGUGGGGGCGGGGUCUAGGGGUGGGGUAGAGACUCCAGCCCGAGGGCAGCAGAGGGACCCGGGCGUCCGGGCGAGCAGGUGUUGGGGAGGGCGGCGGGGCGCGCUUGCUCAGUGCGCGGGUGAGAUGUGGUCUAUAUUAGAGUAUCUAUAUAAAUAUAUAUUUCCCUGGUUCCUGUCCCUUUUCCCUGCCCCAACUUCUUCCUUGCGUCUAGGAUUGUACUCUCUCUGCCCCCGAGCCCAGUCCCAGUCCCUUCCCGAGUCCCUAGUGCAUGGAAUAAAGUGGUUAUUAAAUCCCCGUGUGUCCCCGAGCCAGGGGCCUGCCUUUAUCUCGACGUCCACGCCCACUUUCCCUUCCCUUCUGUCUCCCACCCUCAGUCCUGCUCUCCAUGGCCCAAGCCCCGGGGCAGACAGGUAAGUAAAGAAGAGAGCAGAGCGGGAACUGAGAUCGAAAUAGAAACCAGGUGGAAAAAGAGAGAGAUAGGGUAGGGGGAGAAAAAAACGGAUGAAAGGAAAAUUUGAAAUAAAAUCGACUCUGGUGGGAUUCGAACCCACAACCUUUGAAUUACUCUAAUUCGUCACUAGAAGUCCAAUGCGCUAUCCAUUGCGCCACAGAGCCACCUGGCGGGCGGCGGCAUCAUCUAGCUUACCGGUACUAGAGUGGGAAAGGGGCAGGGUUGGGGGAGUGGGGGGGGCGGACAUGCCAGGAACGCGCGGUUUGGAUCGCAGAGGCCAAGCCAGGUAGAGGGAGCGGGCGCAAAGCAUGUUAGCCAGGUGAGAGCGAGGGUGAACAUAGGUCGAAAAAACAGGGAGGGAGAACAACGGAAAAUGGGUGAGCGAGCGAGUGCAGAGCUCCGGCUGCCCGCUUGGGGGCUGUUUCCGGCUCAGGCGCUCCCCACUCCCAGAUGUAGUCCCACCCAAAUAAACUAGUUUUGUUGUAAA
Messenger RNA from Rhinopithecus roxellana (golden snub-nosed monkey), 1646 nucleotides. It is a transcript of the gene HES7, whose product is annotated as hes family bHLH transcription factor 7. Gene Ontology annotation, molecular function: RNA polymerase II cis-regulatory region sequence-specific DNA binding; DNA-binding transcription factor activity, RNA polymerase II-specific; protein dimerization activity. Gene Ontology annotation, biological process: anterior/posterior pattern specification; regulation of neurogenesis; regulation of transcription by RNA polymerase II. Gene Ontology annotation, cellular component: nucleus. The record is from RefSeq and is a predicted model, not a curated record. The transcript is spliced from 4 exons. Bases 18 to 695 code for a protein of 225 amino acids. NCBI's taxonomy places the organism in Eukaryota, Metazoa, Chordata, Mammalia, Primates, Cercopithecidae.